Molecule: messenger RNA, 441 nt
Organism: Caenorhabditis remanei
Lineage: Eukaryota; Metazoa; Nematoda; Chromadorea; Rhabditida; Rhabditidae
Exons: 3
Coding region: 1-441 (146 amino acids)
Source: RefSeq, a predicted model, not a curated record
AUGAGGUCAUUCCUUCUGUUAUUGACAUUAUGUCAAUUAGCUUUUUCUUGUACUCUCUGUCAUUUCCGAACUCCUCCAAGACCAAGACCAUUGGAUCAGUACAAGCUUCCAAAAAUCGGCGCCAAACAAUUCGAUUUGGAGAAAAUGCCGAAACUCUGUAAUUCUGCUAAACAAUUGCCAGUGGAACCAGAGUGUCAGGCCCAGUUUGAAAAAAUAUUUUGUUCUGCUGAUAAGUUGACAGAUACGUUUCGAGGGUGUCCGACAAACGUGAAUAAAUCAUUGAGCGAACAGGAGCAAUGCUCUCAGUGUGCUUAUCAGAAAGCUAAUAACGGUUGGGUUCUCAGAUGGUUCGAUUCACUUGGAAAACCGGCAGCUGGUAUCACUGAAGGGAACUAUUAUUGGCUUGGAGACUAUGAACUAUGUGCUGCUCUUGCAACGUGA